Molecule: messenger RNA, 6924 nt
Organism: Closterium sp. Naga37s-1
Lineage: Eukaryota; Viridiplantae; Streptophyta; Zygnematophyceae; Desmidiales; Closteriaceae
Source: the annotation of a GenBank genome assembly
AUGGCGAUACCUAGACGGAAUCGACGCCGCUCAGCAGGCGCUGCGGGCCAGGGUCAUGGCGAGCGAUCGUUUCAAAUCAGCCACGUGGCACGGAGCAAGCGAUUUUGGCUGAUCUGCAUCUCGCUAGUGGCGGGAUAUAACCUGCUCGUCAUGAACCUCGCAGGUCGGGAGGUGGACAGCCCCCCUCUCCGCGUGUGGUCCUUCCUACUGGGAGGCAGUGACGUGGAGCGCGUACCUGGCGACCCCGCAUUGGCUGACGAGCCCACCGCUGACGUCACCACCAAAGCUCUGUACGACGAGAUCGCGUUCGAAGAUCUUCCAGGAGGCGUGUGGACGCAGGGUUUCCCUCUUGAGUAUACGGGGCACGAGUGGGACGAGGAGCCGUUGCGAGUGCUGGUGGUGCCACACUCCCACAACGACCCUGGCUGGCUGGAGACGGUGGAGGAGUAUUACAGGUCGAGCACACGUGGCAUCAUUGACACCAUCGUCAAUGUGCUCUCCGAGAAACCGACUCGCAAGUUCAUAUGGGAGGAGAUGUCGUACCUGUCGCGGUGGUGGAUGGAUGCGAGUGAGGAGAUGAAGGGCAAGCUCAAGGCGCUGCUGCAGAACGGACAGCUCGAGAUUGUGGGCGGCGGAUGGGUCAUGAACGAUGAGGCAAACUCUCACUACUUUGCCAUCCUCGAGCAGAUAACGGAGGGCAACACGUGGCUGCACGAUGCAGUGGGGGUGGUACCCACCAAUUCAUGGUCCAUCGACCCAUUCGGCUACAGCGCCACCAUGCCCUACCUGCUGCACCAAUCCGGCUUCCACAACAUGCUCAUUCAGCGCGUGCACUACGAGGUCAAGAAGGUCUUAGCUAAGCGCCGGCACUUAGAGUUCUACUGGCGCCAGGCGUGGGAUAAGAGCGGCGGGAAGGCGCCACUGGGGGCGGGAGCGGGGGCAGGGAGGGAACAGGGGAGUGGGGAAGCAGGGGUGGGUGAUCAGUCAGGAGAAGCAGCAGCAGCAGCAGCAGCAGCAGCAGCAGCAGCAGCAGCAGCAGCAGCAGCAGCAGAGGGUGCAGCAGAAGCAGGAGCAGGAGCAGCGGGGAAGACAGACAUUUUGUGUCACAUGAUGCCAUUCUACUCGUACGACAUCCCACACACUUGUGGGCCCGACCCCUCUGUGUGCUGCCAGUUUGACUUUGCACGCACGGCUACCGGCGAGCACUCCUGCCCCUGGGGCAUGCCUGCUGUGGACAUCACACCUCAGAACGUGGCAGAGAGGGCAGCGACCAUCCUGGACCAGUGGCGCAAGAAGUCUCUCCUCUAUCGCUCCAAAGUGGUGCUGGUACCGCUGGGCGACGACUUCCGGUACCCCACGAUGAGGGAGGCGCACGCCCAGUUCACCAACUACGAGCGCCUCUUUGACCACCUCAACAGCCAACCACACCUCCGAGUAAACGCCAGCUUCGGCACCCUCGGGGAUUACUUCAAUGCUGUCCGAGAGGCCGCAGUUAAAGACGCUACUCUUCAUAGCAAGGGCGCUGGUAACCAGGCUAGUGCUGUUAACGAGGGUACUGCUGUUAACGAGGCGGCUCUUAAUGGAGCCCAGCAGGACCUGCCAUCCGAGCACCCGGUGUUCACCUCUCACGAACUCCCCUCCGAGCCCACCACCAUCUCCACCCGCAACCUUCUCUCCACACACCCCUCCACACACCCCUCCUUCCUCCCCGCCUCUCACCCCUCCGCUCUCGCUGCCCACCUCUACUCCCUCCCCCCCACGUUCCGCCCGAACCUCCCCUCUCUCUCUGGCGAUUUCUUCACAUACGCGGACCGAGAGAAAGACUACUGGAGCGGGUACUUCACCUCGCGCCCCUUCUGGAAGGCUGUAGACCGCGUGCUUGAGUCUGCUGUACGAGCAGCUGAUAUUCUCUUUGCUCUGACUUGGUCGCAGCUGCAGGCGAGGGGUGGUGGGGGAACGGGUGGGCUGAUGGCGCGGAUGAUGGGGGGAAAGAGUGGGGGAGGGGGGAGUGGGGGAACAGGGGAGGUGGGGGAGGUGAUGGAAAGAUUGGCGGAGCAGGCGGAGUGGAUGGGGAAGGGAGCGGGGAAGGGUGGGAGGGCGGUGGGGGGAGGGCAGCAUGGGGAGGACAACUUCAGGCAUCUGCUGUUCCCGCUCAACUUUGCAGAGCGGCUGGUGCGAGCGCGGCGCAACCUGGCGCUGUUUCAACACCACGACGGCAUCACAGGCACGGCGCGGGACCCUGUGGUGGUGGACUAUGGGCUGCGCAUGCACACCGCUCUCAAUGACCUCAAUGACCUCAUGUGUGCGGCGGUGGUGGCGCUGCUAUCAGACUCGCCCACUCAAGACCCUGAGAAGUCGCCCGUGCAGCUGCGCCCAGAGCAGCACCGCACCCAGCAGCACAUCCUUCCCUUCCACCUCCCCAUUUCCCCCCAUCUUCCCCCCUCGGUGCUGUUCCCCCUCUGCGCCCAGUCAUCAUUUCAACUCUCUCCCGUGCUUUCCCCUUUCCCUCUCUCUCCAUUUAUUCACUAUCAUCUGCUCUGCAGGACCUCAUGUGACCUCAUGUGUGCGGCGGUGGUGGCGCUGCUAUCAGACUCGCCCACGCAAGACCCGGAGAAGUCACCCGUACAGCUGCGCCCAGAGCAGCACCGCACGCAGCAGCACAUCCUACCCUCCCACCUCCCGCUCUCCUUCCCCUCCUCCACUCCCCGGUCUGAUUUAACCAGCGAGCCGGCUGGGGUGGGUGGUGGAGGGGGGAGGGAAGCAGUGGGAGCAGCGGGGACUGGGGUUGGAGGAGGAGAAAUGGGAGGGGAGGCAGCAGGGGUUGGAGCAGAGAUGGGAGGAGGUGGUGUGGGAGGUGGGACUGGGGGAGGGGUGGGAGGCAGGCGGCGUGUUCUGGAGGUGAAGGGAGGGGAGGAGUCAGGCAGGGAGCGGAAGGGUCUCGAGGUGCAAGAGGAGCAGGGAGGGGAGGGCGGCACUGUGCGGCGCGUUGUUGUGUAUAACCCGCUGGAAGAGGAGGUGAAGCAGGUCAUCUCUGUGGUGGUGGAAACCCCUCUCGUCUCAGUGCUCAGCCCCAAGGGCACGUGCCUGCCAGCGCAGGUCAUGCCAGAGUGGGCCAAUCCGCCCCCCUUCACUCCCAAGCCCCCCCAAAACGCCUCCUCUCCCAGCACAACUAGUAACGGCGCUCUCCCAACUGACCCCACUGCUGCUGCCACAGCCACAGAUGCUGCCACAGCCACAGCUGCAGAGUCUGCUGCCCCUCUGUCUGUCUCAACAGGAAGGCACAGGUUGUUCUGGGUAGCCACAGUACCCGCCCUCGGUCUCCAAACCUUUGUGGUCGGCCCGCCCGAAACUUUGCCCCGCUGCCCGGCUGCAGAUCUCUCGCUCCUCGAAGUUUCCAACCCGCCCGCGGGAUUCCUCUGCCCGAGCCCAUAUAAAUGCACCGUUCACGAUCCAAAGGAAGACGACGCCUUUUCGAUCGGGAACCACGAGCAGCGAGUCAGAUUCUACGCAGCUACAGGGCUCAUGAAGAACAUCCAGCAUAGGAGAAUAAUCAGGGACACUAUUGUAGACGAGGAAUUCGCCAUGUAUACCGGGCGGAGUGGGGCGUAUCUGUUUCUCCCUGGGGGUGACGCGGUCCCUAUAGUGACUGACGGAGGUGCGUCGUUUAUAUCACGAGGGGAGGUAGCAGAGGAGGUGCAUACGGUGUUCAGUUUUCUACCUGUGGAAGCGUGGGAUGGGACAGGGCAGCAGCUGGGGGAAUGGGAGCUUCAGCAGCGGCGGGAGGGGCGGCGGCAGAGGCGGAAGCAGCAGCUGCAGCGGCAGCGGCAGCAGCAGCAGCAGUGGCAGCAGCAGCAUGGGGCAGCAGGGACAGUGCUGCAAAGGCCGUGGGAUAGGGAGGCUCAGGGGGGAGGUGGAGGGGACGAGGGGCUGAGAGGGCAGAUGGGAGGCGGAGGGGAGCAGCAGGUGGUUCAUCCGUUGAGUGAGGUGGAGGCGAUGAGAGAGAGGCUGAGGCAGCGGGCACAGCCGGGGGAUGUGGUGCUGUGGCAGCAAGAUCAGGAAGGGCAGGGCGGGCAGGGCGGGCAGGGCGAGCUGAGCGUGCAGGGAGAGCAAGCAGGGGAGGGAGGGGCGGGUUUGCAGCAGCAGCAGUACCCAGAAGUGGAGGUUGGGCCGUAUUCAGGGCGAGUGCAGCAGCUGAGACAGUUCCAGGUAGCUAGGAGACGACUGCUGGAGGAGGGUGGUGGUGUGGGAGAGGAUGAGGAGGAUGAGGAUGAAGAAGUUGUUGCUGGUGAUGAUGAGGGAGAGGAGGGAGAGGAGGAAGAGGAGGAAGAGGAGGGAGAGGAGGAAGAGGAGGGAGAGGAGGGAGAGGAGGAAGAGGAGGGAGAGGAGGAAGAGGAGGAUGAGGAUGAUGAAGUUGUUGCUGCUGCUGCUGAUGAUGAUGGAGAGGAGGAGGCCGAGGAGGAGGAUGGAGAUCACACCCGGGCAGAUCACACCCAGGCAGUUCACAUCUUUGCAGAGGAGGAUGACGAGGAGGGGGAAAAACAUGCUGUAGUUGAGAAACAGGCAGGGAGGGUGUCAGAAGCUGCAGAAGCUGGAGAUCACACCCAGGCAGAUCACAUCCUCUCAGCCGAAAAUCAUGCUGUAGUUGAGAAACAGGCAGGGGGGGUGUCAGAAGCUGUAGCGGAAAUGGUGGGAGCGGAUGGGGAGGCAUUGGUUGGGGGUUUGAGGAGAAAGCUUUUGCAGGUGAGGCGGAAGGGAAGGAAGAAAAGGAAGGGCAGGAAGGGGAGGAAGAGAAGUGUGAGUGGGGCAAGUGGGGAGGCUGGUGGUGUUGCUAGUAGUGAAAUUGGCAGGGCUGUUGAAACGGCUGGGACAGGGGGAAGUGGGAGUGGUGGUGCUGCUGAUGUCGAUGGUACGGGGGCAAUGGUAGGGACGAGGAAGAAGGGGAGGAAAGGGAAGAUGAAGCGGAGGAAGAGGCGGGGACGGGAGCAGCAGGAAGGAACGACAGGUGCAAGUGGUGGUGCUGCUAGUGGUGAUGGCACUGGGGCCGGCUCAGCUGCGGUUGCUUUUGAGUCGACUCAAAAGCGUGAUGGUACUGGGACUGGCUCGGCUGUAGUUGCAGGAGGAGAAGGAAUGAGUGAAGGAGCAGGGAGUGGAACAGGAACGCUUAGGUUUCAUGACGGGCUGCCUGGAGAAGGGGUGGGAGGAGGAGGGAUGGGAGCAGGAGGGGUGGGAGUAGGAGGGGAGGUUGGUGAUAUGAUCCGGAACAGAGUGCAUGAUGACAGUGAGUUUGACGCUGCUGCUAGGUCGGAGUUACCCGAGCAGGUCAUUACAGUGUACCACUCAGAUACCGCUGCUGGUGCUGCUGGUGAUGUUGGCGCUGGUGGUGGUGCUGGUGGUGCUGGUGCUGGUGAUGGUAAUGGUGGUGGUGGUGGUGGUGGUGGUGUUGAUGCGGAGAGCAAAGGAGGGGCGGAUGGAGGGGAGGACGAGGGGCACGAGGUGGGGGUGGAGGAGGACGAAGGGGAGCAUGAGAAGCCUGAGCCAGAGAGCAUAGCCGUGACCCGCCGCGACUGGGAGAGCACCAGUGGCGCCGGUAGCAGCAGCGAGGGGGGAAGCAACAGUGGCGGUAGUGGGGUGCAGGGCGGUACAGAGGAGUAUCGAGAGGUGGAGGAGCUUCAGAAGGCAGCAGCGGGGGAUGGCAUGUUGGAGAAGCACGGGUGGGAGGAGGCAGCUGAAGCCCUGGAGGAGCCGCAGGUCCCGGAGGUGCUGGAGCCAUUAGAGGAGGAGGAGGAGGGGGCUCUCAUGCCCGUUGUGCGCUCUGUCAUGCUCUACAAAGUCCGAGGCCCUCAGGGCCUGCUGAUCGAGACCAAGCACCAGGUGAACAUCUCAUCGACAGCAGUAGACAACAAGGAGCUCGUGGUGCGCUACCGCACGUCCAUCGACUCCUCGCACCUCUUCCACACCGACUCUAAUGGCUUCCAGACCGUCCGCCGCGAGACGCUCCCCAAGCUCCCCACGCAGGGCAACUUCUACCCCAUGCCCGCCCUCGCGUUUAUCCAAGACCCCUCGGGCGUCAGGUUCUCGGUCCACACGCGCCAAGCUGUGGGCGUGGCCAGUCUCAAGACCGGCUGGUUGGAAAUGAUGCUGGAUCGCCGCCUCCCACAGGACGACAACAGGGGCAUGCAGCAGGGCGUGUUGGACAACCACCCCACACAAACCAUCUUCCACCUAGUCCUCGAAAGAAACACCUCCGCCCGCCCCUUCCCCGCCUCCUCCUCCUCCGCCGCCCUCCUCCCCUCCCUCACUUCGCAACGAAUCGGCUCGCGGCUCAACUACCCGCCGUAUCUCUUCGUCGGGCAGCCCGAAAGCCCGUCGAGAUUUGUUUCCGGGCAGGAUGGAGAUGCCGGACGAGGGGCUGGCAGGAAGGGGAGUGGCAGUAGCAGCAGCAAUGGAGCAAAGGCAGGGAAACCGGGUGUUUUGGCUGGCACUGUGGAGCCGAAGCCGGGCGGCCUUGCGCUCGUGCUACACCGGAGGGGCUUCGAUCACAGCUUUGGAGGCUCACACCGUGAGGCUCCCUGCAAGGUCACCCCCACCGGCCAAGUGCACCUCGCGCGUCUUUUCUCCGGCGCUUAUGUAACAGAGUUCGAAGAGUUCCCACUUAACCUUGUCCGACCUGGUCCGAUAGCAGCUAAUUCGGGGUCGCCUGGUGAGGGUUCUGAGGAUUCGCUUGGAGUAGGAGGGAGAGAGGGUGGGAACAGGACAAGGGGAGGGAUGAGCGCGGGGGGGGCGUUUGCGAAGCGAGCGUGGCAGCAGAGAGUGAGAGGCGGGGUGACGAGUUUGAAGCUAGAAGUGAUGGAGCUCAAGGCUGUUAAGCUACAGAUGACGAUGAAGGCACGGAGGAAGGGGUGGGGGAGGUGGAGGAGCAAGUGA